Molecule: messenger RNA, 4115 nt
Organism: Peromyscus maniculatus bairdii (prairie deer mouse)
Lineage: Eukaryota; Metazoa; Chordata; Mammalia; Rodentia; Cricetidae
Source: RefSeq, a predicted model, not a curated record
UUCACAGACAUCCAGGAUUUACCUUUGGCUGUCCACUAGAAGUGGCCACUUGGCUUCUGAAGCGUCUUUGACCACACGCCUGUUUGUCCUACAGCAGCCCCAUUUCAGGAAAAGGAAUAGAUUCUCAUUGCCAAAGCUCUGGAGUACUCUUGAUUUUCUCCGCAAACCUAAUCCUUGGAGCAGUCCCGCAGCGCCAUCUUCUGGUACAGCUCUUCACCUCCACUCCUCGAGAGACAGUAGUGUCUGAUUUGCUUUUCAGACCUCGUGUAGGCCUCCUGAGAGAUCUUUGCGGGCAUCGCCAAGAAUAAUGGCCUCACGGAGACACCCAAGGCCAAUGUUCUCCCAAGCACUGCAGGUGUUCGUUUGGCAUUUGGAGCAUCUGAGACGCAGCAGCCUGGGCGGUACUCGCCAGGGGAAGAGGCGGCGCGCGUUGGGUUCUGUCCUGCCCCGGCGAGCGGUCACGUGGGGCGCUACCCGGAGGCGGAACUACUACGACCGGGACCUAAAGGCUUGCAGAUCGGGAGCUCCAGGUUACCUAGUCAUGCGCUCCCUGCGUCCCACCUCCGCUACGCUGGCAUUUCUAGCUGCGUUCUUGGCUGCGCCCUUGGCUGUGGCUGAGACCCCAUACCUGGUGCGUGUGGACGCAGCCCGCCCGCUGAGGCCUCUGUUGCCCUUUUGGAGGAGCACCGGCUUCUGCCCCCCACUGCCUCACGACCAGGCUGACCAGUACGACCUUAGUUGGGACCAGCACCUGAACCUUGCCUACAUAGGUGCCGUACCUCACAGUGGCAUCGAGCAGGUCCGGAUACAUUGGCUGCUGGAUCUCAUCACAGCCAGGAAGUCAUCUGGGCAGGGACUGAUAUACAACUUCACCCACUUGGAUGCAUUUUUGGACCUCCUCAUGGAGAACCAGCUCCUCCCUGGAUUUGAGCUGAUGGGCAGUCCUUCUGGGCAUUUCACAGACUUUGAGGACAAGCAGCAGGUGUUCGAAUGGAGGGACUUGGUUUAUCGAUUGGCCAGAAGAUAUAUCGGUAGGUAUGGGCUGACACAUGUUUCCAAGUGGAACUUCGAGACUUGGAAUGAGCCAGACCACCAUGACUUUGACAAUGUGUCCAUGACUACACAAGGCUUCCUGAAUUACUAUGAUGCCUGCUCUGAGGGGCUGCGCAUUGCCAGCCCCAUGUUGAGGAUGGGUGGCCCUGGGGAUUCAUUCCACCCCCUGCCAAGGUCACCACUGUGCUGGAGCCUUCUGCGUCACUGUGCCAAUGGAACCAACUUCUUCACUGGUGAGGUGGGCGUGCGUCUGGAUUAUAUCUCCCUGCACAAGAAGGAGGUGGCAGUUGUGGAGCAGAUCCAGCAGCUCUUCCCCAAGUUCAAGGACACCCCUAUUUACAAUGAUGAGGCAGACCCUUUAGUGGGCUGGUCACUGCCACAACCUUGGAGAGCCGAUGUGAUUUAUGCAGCCUUGGUGGUGAAGGUCAUUGCACAGCACCAGAACCUGCUGUUUGCCAAUAGCAGUUCCUCCAUUCGCUAUGUGCUCCUGAGCAACGACAAUGCCUUCCUGAGCUACCACCCACACCCUUUCUCCCAGCGUACACUUACUGCCCGCUUCCAGGUCAACAAUACUUGCCCACCCCAUGUGCAGCUUCUGAGAAAGCCAAUCCUUACAGUCAUGGGGCUGAUGGCCCUGCUGGAUGGAGAACAACUCUGGGCGGAAGUGUCACAGGCUGGGGCUGUGUUGGACAGCAAUCACACAGUGGGUGUCCUGGCCAGCACCCAUCGCCCUGAAGUCUCCUCAGAGGCCUGGCGUACCACAGUCCUGAUCUACGCUAGUGAUGACACCCAUGAACACCUCAACCACAGUAUCCCUGUGACGCUUCACCUUCAUGGGGUACCCCCUGGCUUGGGGCUUGUCUACGUAGUACGCUACCUAGACAAUCAACUGUGCAGCCCCUACAGUGAGUGGCAGCACAUGGGCCAGCCAGUCUUCCCCUCUGCAGAGCAAUUCCGACAUAUGCGCAUGGUGGAGGACCCAGUGGUUGAGGCACCACGUCCCUUCCCUGCUGGAGGCAGCCUGACUCUACACCGGAAGCUUUCUUUGCCAUCACUUCUGCUGGUGCAUGUCUGCACACGCCCCUUGAAGCCACCAGGGCAGGUUAGCCGGCUGCGUGCACUGCCCCUGACACGUGGGCAGUUGGUUCUGGUCUGGUCAGAUGAGCAUGUGGGCUCCAAGUGCCUGUGGACAUAUGAGAUCCAGUUCUCCCAGAAGGGUGAAGUGUAUACUCCAAUCAGCAGGAGGCCAUCUACUUUUAACCUCUUUGUGUUCAGCCCAGAUACAGCUGUGGUCUCUGGUUCCUAUCGAGUACGAGCAUUGGACUACUGGGCCCGGGCAGGCCCCUUCUCAGACCCUGUAACUUACGUGGAUCUCCGUGCCUCAUAAGAGCCACUGGCUCCUAGUGACUGGUGAGCCUGUGCUGACUAGUGAAUGGGGUCAGCCAGGUUGAGCUAGACUGCCAUUAGCUGGUUAAUUGACUAUCAGCUCCUUUUGUUGUUCCCCCAUUUCCUUUGAAAGUAUCUUUCUCUACCUCAGUCUUGGGGUCUGCCUUUGUGGAGGAACACUACAGAGGGCCCAGCUGGAGUAACCUUUGCCUGCCUUUCUCCUUCUUCCCAGCUGUUUAAAGUUUAAAUCUGGAGCUGGGAGGACACUCAGUGGGUAAAGCGCUUGCUGUGCAGGCAUGAGGACCAGAGUGCAGACAUCUAUUCAGAGUUUACAGAUUACUCAUGUGAAGGCAGGGCAUGGCGAUGUAUGCCUGUAACCUAGUGUUGGUGGGAAGGACAGACACAGGCCAGGCUCACUGGCCAUCCAGUCUACUUGGAACUGCAAGCUCCAGGUUCAAUAAGAAAUCCUGUUUCAGAAAAAUCAAGUAGAGAACUAUAGAGAAGAUACUCAAUAUUGACCUUUGGUACACACACACACACACACACACACACACACACACCCCUCACAUACACAAAUACACACCCACCCCCCAAACACACCACAGAUCACACUGUGCACACACAGUCUAAAUUCUGUCCCUUUUCUGAGACUCGAGACAAACUCUUAGCUUGAGAUUCUGUAAUAUCAAAAAGAAAGUUAUGUACUUCUGAAAUACAAUUGCACAGGGUAAACAUCUCCAUUUCAACAGGAAAAUAAAUGACAAGGAAGGAUUUAAUUGAAGCAAGACCAAACAUUAAAUCCUCCAGAUACAUUCCCAGAAUUGGGACACAUGUUAUUGUGAUAUGAACUCUAAUGUGCUAGACAGUUCUAUCUUUGUGGUAUUGCCAUUUACAGCCCCUGUGACUUUCUCCCAGGCUGGUGUCUUAGGUUUUCCAUUGCUGUGAUUAAACAUGAUGAACAUAAGCAACUUGGGUAGGAAAAAGUUUAUUUCACUUACAUUUCCACAUUACAGUCUAUUAUCGAAGGAAGCCAGGGCAGGAACUGAUGUAGAAGUCAUUGAGAAGGGCUGCUUACUGGCUUGUUCUCCACGGCUUGCUCAGACUAUGUUCUUAUACACUCCAGGACCACCAGCCAAAGGGUGGCACCUCUCACAGUGGCCUGGGCCCUCUCACAUCAAUCACUAAUUAAGAAAAUGCAACACAGACUUAUUGCUCAUAAGUCAAUCUUGUUAGGGUGUUUUCUCAGCGAGGUUCCCACUUCCCAAAUGACUGUAGCUUGUGACAAAUUGACAUAAAACUAUUCCAGCCUUGCCACAUAUUACCUGGCCUCCCAAGUCUUCCUUUGAAAUCUGACUGGAAGCCUACAUAACCCUGUAACUGUAAUUCUUGUAUUCUGUCUUCUAAGCCAGCAUGCUGUGGAUCAUACAAAGGUCUAUUAUCAGCUUGAAUGGUAGUUGAGGACCCUUGAGCCAUCCAUGACUGCAGUAAACUUGGAGUGCCUUGUUGCUUAGCCCCAUGCACUUGGGCAGAACAUUAUGACAAUAGUAACUUGUAGAGGGGAAGGCUGUUCACCUCAUGGGGAACAGGAAGCAAUAUAAGGAUAAAAUUAAGUGUAACCGUCAAAAACACUUCUUCACGGACCUGCUUUGUCCAACUAGGCCUUUGUGGAGAAGUUU